Molecule: messenger RNA, 837 nt
Organism: Triticum turgidum subsp. durum (durum wheat)
Lineage: Eukaryota; Viridiplantae; Streptophyta; Magnoliopsida; Poales; Poaceae
Source: the annotation of a GenBank genome assembly
AUGGAGGAGUACCUGGCAAACAUGAGGACCCUACGCUGCUACAUGAACGAUCUGGAAGAGGAGGCAGCGAAGCGGUCAGCGGAGGAGCAGAGGCAGCGCACGGCCAUAGAUGCUCACGACAGCGACAUCGCCUUAGUGAGGGCGCAGGCGAAACAGGUGAGCGACGAGGCCGAGCACCUUGCAAAGGCGAGGGCGCAUGUCUGUGUGGAGAUGGCCGAGAAGCAGGGUAGGAUCGCCUCACUGGAGGUCGUGGGUGCCACGCUGAAGCAGACGUUAGACCUCCUCCAGCUGGAAAUCACAAGUACAUCUGCAAAACUCGGCCAGAAAAGAUUAUUUUACACGAAGACAAUAGAAACUUUGAGUGUCAAACUACAAGAGCAUCAGGGAUGGCUUGAUUCAGAUAAGAAUAAGAUGGUUGCAAUAGAACCAUUUGCAGUUGAAGCACCUAUGAACAAGCAGAACUUUUUUGAAGGGAAGAGGUAUGAAGUGCUCAACUUAGGAGGGAGCAUAGACAAGGAAUCUGACGUUGGAAAGAAGCUACUGGAUAUCAAAGCAAAAGGAUCACAGCUCCUCUUAGAAAUCAGCGAAUGUAAGCAGACCCUUGAGCAGGAGAGCGACGUAACUGCUAGCUUCCCUGCUGCAGUACAGGAGAUGGAUAAGAAGUCCUUGGAGGAAGGAUACAAAGCUCUACAAGGUGAUGGAGCUGGAGAAGCCGAGUACUUCCAGUCUCUUGAAGAACGAAUCAUUAAAAUGAAGGGAGUUUCUGAUCCUAUUAAAUGCUGUUGCGGACUGGAGUACAAUGUAGAACUAGGCGGGGAGUCCAUGGGUGUAAGAUAA